GAGCAGGUUUUAGCAUAUAUUUAUCAGUGACUAAUUCAUUAAAAUACUUUAUGACCAACAUUGAGUCAGUUCCGUGAUCCCGCCACCCAGACCGAAAUGAAAGUGUAAUUUCCCGCGUGGGUGGUUACACACAAUUUGAAACGAUCUUCCCCAUUUGCGCAUUCCAUUUCGUAAUUCGCGAAACUUCAAUUCGUCAUUAUAAUCAUCUCAUUUUCAGUCUUCAUGCAACAGACCUCGCUGUGUCCUACUCUAAAAGGUACUCGUCUAUUGAGCACAGCGUGAGACUGGGAACGACAUAACUAUGCAAAGACUCCUGAUGAGUUCUAUGGCUAAUGGGCAGUUAUAUCAGAUGAUCAACAGGAUAUGUGAGGACCUGAGCUCAGGUGAGUGCAGGAGGCUCCUGUACCUGUGUGGAUCCCUUGACACUGACAGGUGUGGUUCUGAUCAUGUGAGAGAGGUGUUAAAUUCCUGGCUGAGCAGAGGACAGGUGGAUCAGCUGUACCUGGUGGAACUUCUGUUCAGACUGAGACGCUUUGAUCUCCUGAAGAAAGAGUUUCACAUCAGUAAACAGGAAGUGGAUGGGAUUCUGGGACAGAACCGAGCUUUGUCAGAGUACAGAGUGUUGAUGUCUGAUGUGAGUGAAGACAUGGGGACAGAAGACCUGGAAUCGCUCAAGUUUCUGCUGAGUGGUUCUUUAUCCAGAGAGAGGCUGACCAGAGUCAAGAGUUUCCUGGAUGUCAUAGUUGAACUGGAGAAGCUGGACAGAGUGUCUUCUGAGAGGGUGGAGCUGAUAGAAAAAUAUCUGACGGACAUCAGCAGGGUUGACCUGGCCAGGAAGGUCAAAGGGUACCGGAACCUGACAUCAGUUGGAACACCACAACACAGACCAGUGGUGAUGACUCACCAGGCCCAGCAGCAGUGGAUCAGGACUCCAUCCAACCCCAUGCUCACUGCCUCCCCUGUAUCAUGCCAUUCAAGACAAGAGCAGUCCACACAGAACACUCCAGAGAACGAAAACAUUGCAGAGCCUGAAAGAAAAAGGCUGUUCUACCAGAGCCCAGUGGAUGUUUACAGGCUCCAGUCAGACCCACGGGGUGAAUGUCUCAUCAUAGACUGUGUUGGCAGUGAUGGAGACAUGUUGGAGGAGAUGUUCAGCGGGCUCCAAUUCAAGGUGACCCUGGUUAAGUGGCCGAGAGUGGGGGAUACCCUGUCUCUUCUCAGGCAGGCUGCCCAACCGAGGCAGACCCAGGAAGUUGAUGCUUUCGCCUGCUGCAUCAUCAGCCGUGGUACUGCUACCGACCUGCUGGCUACAGACUCUCACAGGCUCGGGGUGCGUCUUGACACGGUCCGACACCUCUUCACCCCUGACUACUGCCCCAGGCUGGCUGGCAAGCCCAAGCUGUUCUUCAUCCAGACCUAUAGUGUGUCAGGCCCCCAGGACUGCUCCUCCAGGCCCACGGGUCACCCUGCUCACAGGGAGGGGGAUCUGGAGACAGACGGGUAUGGGGAACCUCUCAGUGUGGAGACAGUCCCCACCGACGCAGAUGUCUUCUGGAGCCACUGUUGGACAGAUGAGGGUCAGCUGGAGGAGAAGGACCAUCGGUCUGUGUACCUGCAGGCCCUGAGAGAGGCAGUUCAGAGGAGGAGAACACAUCUAGUGGAUGUCCAUACAGAGAUGAACAGGGUGAUCUUCGACCACAACAGAAGGAAUCCAGGAGCCAGAUACAACAUUAAUCUGAGACACACACUCAGGAAGAAUCUCUACAUGUUAUAGAUAGACAUAAUAUAGUUUGCUCUACUGUAUAACCACUGAGCAGUACUAGAUUAUAUUAUACAGUAUACAACAGCACCCUCUACUGGCAGCUUUUGAUAACCACAACAGCACCCUCUACUGGCAGCUUUGAUAACCACAACAGCACCCUCUACUGGCAGCUUUGAUAACCACAAUAGCACCCUCUACUGGCAGCUUUGAUAACCACAACAGCACCCUCUACUGGCAGCUUUGAUAACCACAACAGCACCCUCUACUGGCAGCUUUGAUAACCACAACAGCACCCUCUACUGGCAGCUUUGAUAAGCACAACAGCACCCUCUACCGGCAGCUUUGAUAACCACAACAGCACCCUCUACUGGCAGCUUUGAUAACCACAACAGCACCCUCUACUGGCAGCUUUGAUAAGCACAACAGCACCCUCUACCGGCAGCUUUGAUAACCACAACAGCACCCUCUACUGGCAGCUUUGAUAACCACAAUAGCACCCUCUACCGGCAGCUUUGAUAACCACAACAGCACCCUCUACUGGCAGCUUUGAUAAGCACAACAGCACCCUCUACUGGCGACAACUGUCUUGCAUCACAUUGAGCAGCUAGCGAGGAAGUAGUGCAAUCAAAACACAUUCAGUAUUUUAUUACUAUGUAUUUAUUCAAGACAUGUUUUUCUUUUUACUGAAGGAUGGAUGAAGGAUUUGAGAAUAUAAUGUGAAUUCAGAUCUGUGCAUUUUUAAAAUGUAGCCAAGCCUGAUAAGUAGUAAUAAAACAUAGACCUAAAA
Molecule: messenger RNA, 2549 nt
Organism: Oncorhynchus nerka (sockeye salmon)
Lineage: Eukaryota; Metazoa; Chordata; Actinopteri; Salmoniformes; Salmonidae
Product: CASP8 and FADD-like apoptosis regulator
Exons: 12
Coding region: 302-1774 (490 amino acids)
Biological process (GO): regulation of apoptotic process; proteolysis
Molecular function (GO): protein binding; cysteine-type endopeptidase activity
Source: RefSeq, a predicted model, not a curated record